Messenger RNA from Rhodofomes roseus, 581 nucleotides. RefSeq lists its product as uncharacterized. Gene Ontology annotation, cellular component: mitochondrial inner membrane. Bases 230 to 550 code for a protein of 106 amino acids. Gene Ontology annotation, biological process: ubiquinone biosynthetic process. The transcript has 3 exons. The record is from RefSeq and is a predicted model, not a curated record. Gene Ontology annotation, molecular function: transferase activity, transferring alkyl or aryl (other than methyl) groups. NCBI's taxonomy places the organism in Eukaryota, Fungi, Basidiomycota, Agaricomycetes, Polyporales, Fomitopsidaceae.
GAAGCCCUGUCAUCCCCGAACGACAUGAUGUCAAGCGAGAAGGCUAACGCCGCCGCUGCGGCUGCCGCAGCCUCAUGGGAAGACUAUUGGAAGCUGACACGCAUCUACUUUUGGCUGGCUGGUGCGGUCUUGUUCUGGUCGCCAUGCUGACAUCACAUCAUCAGUUCUUGCAUUCCACUUCUCUGACUCCGCUUUCGCCGUACGGAAGCGUGGGGACAGUGGACUGACGAUGAGUGCAUACCGUCUCAACUUAUCCCCGCAGGAGCCUAUAGGCAUCCAACCAGCCCUAUAUCUUGUUGCUUGCACUAUUCGUCACAAUGCGGCUUGUAUCUGGAACGACGUUUGGGAUCGUGACUUCGAUCGUCAAGUUGAGCGGACGAAAACGCGGCCGGUCGCCUCCGGCAUGAUCUCUGUAUCCUCCGCUCUUCUGUUCCUCAUGUUCUUGCUCGGCUAUAAUGCGAUGACGACCGCUCUAUUGGGCUUCUUCACUCUGGAGCUCAUCUAUCCUUGUAUGACGAAGACAGAAAGCAUAUGUACCGAACUUAUGUAGUACGGGCCUGAACGUCGCGCCUGUACCGGCU